This is a messenger RNA of Megalobrama amblycephala (Wuchang bream), 5127 nucleotides long. RefSeq lists its product as uncharacterized. The record is from RefSeq and is a predicted model, not a curated record. Gene Ontology annotation, biological process: positive regulation of cell size; positive regulation of translation. The transcript is spliced from 3 exons. The coding region runs from base 589 to 1902 and encodes 437 amino acids. Lineage: Eukaryota; Metazoa; Chordata; Actinopteri; Cypriniformes; Xenocyprididae.
CCUCCUGUCUCUCUCCUUCUCUCUCUCUCUCAGGCGGCGUGGAAUCCUGGCUGUGUUUAAUUGCCGAGUGGCAAGAUCUGAGGGAAAGAUCGGGAAUCACAUGGAGCCGCUGCGUCUGUCAACGCUUUACGAGCCCCAACCCCGGGAGAGAGAGACAGAGAAGGUGUAGGAAGGAAGUGUUUGGAGUUAGGGAAAGGGUGAGCUGAGUCUGAGAAGGGAAUUUUUACGCAGUGGAGAAAAAACUGAGGUGUAGGGAGAGGUGAAAGACUUCAGGAGAAGGAGAGUUGGAGAAAAAAAAAGAGGGAGGGAGGGAAGGAAAAGAGGCCCACCACCAGAGAAAGGGCAACAAGCUGCGUUCGGCAAGAACGAGAGAGAACAUUGGGAAAACAAGAGUAAGUUAGAAAAAGCACCAGGAGGAAGGAAGGGGGAGGUGAGAGACAAAAAGUUGGAGAGGGGAAGUGCGAGAGAGGGAGAGAGAGACUGUAAAACGCAGUGAAUGAGAGGAGACGCAGAUGAGAAAAACAGACGCUGUGGAUGGCCUGGGUGGAGAGAGAACCAGUUGUUUUCUAAGUCGGAUUUCGGACUGGAAUGCACUCGGAGAACACGAGAUUUCAAACGCCUUCCUGCCACUUUUGCCUGCAGCAGGGACCCCGACACACACCGGGCCCCGUUGAUGGAUCAUGUCUGCGUAUGGAGUCCGGCAUAGCCCCGUUCCCAAAGGAGUUGGGGAUAGACGGAGGCGAGAGGACCAUUGCGUCACCGCCGUGGCAGGUUUACGCCAAGGAAAUACCGCAUCCAUGCUAUACCUGGGUGAAUGUACGAGAAGCCAGGUGGGACUCUCCGUGCGUGCGGGAGAUCCGGCGAGAGUGUGGAUGCGUCCAGCGGUGGUAUUACCCGGAGCUGCCACAUCCCUUUAACGGGGGCCAUGUUUUGAAGGUCAGAGGUCAGCGGUACUACUCGUCGGAUCAACACUACGGCCAUCAGCGGGAGUGGGACGACGUCCAAGCAUAUAACGGACACUGCACGAGGAGACGGGUGUCUUUCCGGCAUCAUGAAGUGCGACACACGGUCAACGGCCCUGAGGCCGGCAGACAAUCCAGUCCUGGAAAACCACACUGUAAUGGGGCAGACUCUGGACAGGCAGCUUUUUUCCCAACCGAGGUGCCCUCCAGCAAGUUGGGACGCUCGGGGGUGCAGGUGGACGGACCGCAGCGGGAAAUAAGGACAUCUCAGGGGGGCGUAGGUCUGGAGAGCCAUGGCAAUCAGAGGAAGAGCCAGGGAACAGUACGGGAACAGAUCAAACAAGUGGUCACUGAGCUUGAGGAAGUGCUGGGUGGUCUCAAACAGGUCCAGUUGGAGAUGAAAGAGGUCGUCCAGCAGAUUGAUAUUCUGACGUCCAACAUUGACCUUGGUGAAGAGGAACCAAGUCCAUCCAAUGGACUCUCCCAAGAUGCCACCAAAAGCAGUCAGACUGAUGUUGUGGCGUUGAUCCACAAUUCACAUGGCGAAGAGGACACGUCAACUUCCGACUCCUCUCUCGCACACAGCCCUGUCGCUGGGGAUUUAGUUCAUAUUAACAGUCCUUCGCCAAUGAGAAACCACACAAGCUCGCCCCCUCUUGAGCAGCGAUCCGUUACUGUUGAGGAUAAAGGCAAAAGAGUUGUGAAACAGAGCUCAGAGACUCAAAGGACUCAAAGGACGGUCAAUGGAUCCUGCCUACCACACCGAACGGCAAGGAAAGGGCAACUGGAAAACCACAGACCCCCUAUAGUUCCAGUAGUGAGCACUAACUCAAAUAAAACCCACCGGCCUCCACCUUACCCUCAGAACGGACAGGUGAAGAUGAGGACACCCCCUAACCCUGGAAAACAUAAGAUGCUCUCAUCCACUAUAGUGGAUUGAUGCCACACAACCCAUCUGACUCAUACCGGAGGACGGAGGACCCUGAGCUGAGGGGCAGUGACUGUAUUUCCCAUGGAAAACUCCAAAAACAUCUCAAAACCCUCUUUCUCUCACACAGCCCUGCUGAAAAAAUCAGUUAACACUAGACCAGCUUAAAGUCACCAUUAAAUGGCAUUCACAACUCAUUUUACCUUGGAUGUAUUUCUGACUGAAACAGGAAAUUCAAUGGGAGUCUUGCGAUUGGAGGGGGCGGGAUUAAAAAGUAAGAGGGAUUUGUGAUGUCAGCUGAAAAGGAAAGUCGUUUCAGAGGCGGAGUAAGUUGUUAAAUUUUGAUGAAAGAUUAUGAAAACAAAGGAGUAAUGUGCAUUAAUGAAUUUUAGACAACCAGGAUUGUGUAUUAAGAAAGUCUGUGUGUUCGAGUGCUCAUAUUUAUUUCCGUACCCAAACGGUUUGUGGGAAGUGACUGGAAUUUAUUUAUUUUGAAAGUGUUUUCUUGGCUUUCGUCCACUAAGUGUAGUUUUGUCAGGCUGUGAUAUAAACUAAAGACUAUAGAGUGCAACAGUCGGGUUAUGGAAGUAAAACUCCAUUCAUUUUCUCCAUAAGGAAAUAGAUUUUGAAUGAUAACUUAUAAAUCUUUAAAGACAGACCUUCUGUGAGCUACGAGAUUGUUAAUCCAUGAUAUUUGCUUCUGUUAAAGCCGUCAGCCCUCAUUAUUUCAGCUCAUUUUUAAAAGAAUUCCUGGUGAAAAACUACAUUACCCAUGAUGCUCUAUAGAGUGCAACAGUGCCCGCCCACUUUUACAGUGGCAUUCUUCCAGAAAUAUUUUUUGCAUUAAUUUUCCCCACAGGGAUUUAAAAAAAAAGGUCAAUCUUAAAGAGUUAUAAGCCAUGAACCAAGCCAACCAGAUACGAUGAAUCACAACACUAUAAACUUUGAUUUGAAGCAAAAAAGUUUUUGAAAAUCAGACAAAAAGACAAGACUGUGUAGGCCUACUUAACAGCUUUAGUGGGUAACGCUCUAAAAAACACAUAAAUAUAGGAAAGAACACAUGUUGGGUUAAUUUUACCCAGCAAAUUGGGUAGUUGAUUUAAUCCAGCAUAAUGGGUUGAUUCAUUUUUACUAUAAUUAUUUUUUUUUUUUUAACUUCAUACAUUAAUUAAUGUUGACAGAUUAACUUAAAUCCUCUAAACUUUUUUUUUAAAAUAUUCCACACAACCAUUGGUUUGCAUGAUAGUUCCUUUAUUUUAUAGUAUAGCAUAUUUUAUAUCAUUAUAUCAAUACAUAUUGCCUACAUUUAAGCUUGUUUAGCAAAUAUUAAAGUAAAAAUUGAAACAAAUUCAAGUGUAAUCGACCAGUCUCUGUUGUCCUGUUUCCACCGUAACGGUUCUGGAUCUCAUGCCGGAUAUGGCUCGCGUUCGGCGGGGAGCUGAUAACUUUAGACCGCCGCCUACGUUUCACUCGUAAACGAAAAAUGCUGUGACUGAGUCCAUAACCUGUCCAUAAAUAAUCCGUGUACGGUUCUGAGAACAUAUUUUAACAUCCUAAGAAUUUAUAUUCUGUACCUUUUUGAAUAAAAUCAUAAGAUUUUAUGCAUGUUUCCAUCACGUGAAAAGACCAACGCGACACUCGUUUAGGUGACUCACAUCGCGCCUGUGUUAAACGCUACAGAACAAUAGCAAAUUUGUAAAUAAAAUAAAACAUGCACAAACCUGUAUUUUACCGAAGACAUGCACCAAUUUGACGGAGCUCUUCUCUCCUGAAGAGGGCGCUAAAAUCCUGUGAUAAAUAACUAACUCAACCCCCCCGGGUUGUUAUGUCUGACCCAGGAGUUGGGUAACACAAAAACUACCCAAACAAUGAAAAAAUAACCCAAGAUUUUUUAGAGUGAAAGAACUACAAUCCCAGAAUUGCGAAUAACACAAUCAAAUUAAAAACAAUGGAGAAAUAUAAAACUACUUAAUUACAAAUGUUGAUUAUAUUUAUAAAAACAAUAUAUUUUAAAUGUAUUGCAAAUUGAGUAUUUUACAUUUAAGUAUUUUGAGAGAGUAGCAGUGCUUUUAUGUGAGUGGGUGGAGCUAAAGAGAUCUUUUGGCAUGUUGAUUAUUUCAGCUCUCUGAUUGGUGGAAUUUCUCUAGGGCAUUAUGGGUAAUGUAGUUUUUCCACCAGCAAUUCUGCUGUUAAACACAAUUUAUUUUUUAAAUUAAGCUGAAAUAAUGCAGGCUGACGACUAAUGAGGCAAAUACGGUCGAUUAACAACCUCGUAGCUCACAGAAGGUUUAUAAUUUAUUGUUCAAAAUCAAUUUUCUUAUGGAGAAAAUUAAUUGAGUUUUUACUUCCACUGUUGCACUCUAUUGGGUAUUAUAAAAAAAAAAAUGCACUAGUCUUUUAUUAUGUCCCACUCCAUCUUCCUGUUUCAAAAGGAAAUACAUCAUAUACAGGAAAGAAAACUAGUCAUAAACCAUUUCAUGGGGUCUUUAACUAGUUUAGAUGAACAAUGCAGGUGUGUUUGAAGGAAGACCAAUGUAUUUGCAUAUCCCAAAACAUGCAUUAUAAGUUUAGCUGGUCAAGGCUGAUUUUCAGCAGGGUCUCGCUCUCUAGCUACACUGUGUAAACCAUUUAAAUCAAGCUGCCCUUCAUAACUUACCUGUGACCAGAUAUCAGAGUGUUCCUCCUUAAAAUGGAGUGCAACUGAGUAAUAAGCUGCUUUUAGGUUGGAAAUUACGACUUUAUAACAGAUAUGUGCAAACUAUCGCCAGCGAUCAUGUGGAUCUGAAGACUGUGAACAGACAGUUGAAAUGCUGGAAAAGAGGAAGCAUUUUAUUUUUUAUUAUUGUUAUUAUUCAGACCAAAGAUUGACGUGAUUUUUUGUUCAGGGAGGCUGAAGGAUCUUUAAUUUUGUUAAGCUAAAGCUAAUGAACACUAACAUUGCCUUAAAGGCAGCUCGUAAAACCACUUCAGAGAGGUAUACAGCUUCUUAUACUUCUGGAUUAAAGUGGAUGGAUCCAAUCACAGUAUUGCAUCUGUGGACUGGAAUUAUUUAAUCAGUAUUUAAAGCCAGUAUAAGCCAUCUUUAUAGACUGUUGCAAUCAUGUAGUGGCAUUUUCACUCUGUGGCCAAUAGAUGGCGCGGCAGACCACAGAAAAACAAGGUAACGUCAAUGACACGUGAAUGUCUUAUAAGUGUGUACAGCUCACAUGAAAUAAAACAUUAAGUGUUUAAAAUAUA